Messenger RNA from Propithecus coquereli (Coquerel's sifaka), 3588 nucleotides. It is a transcript of the gene VWA5B1, whose product is annotated as von Willebrand factor A domain containing 5B1. Bases 1 to 3588 code for a protein of 1195 amino acids. The record is from RefSeq and is a predicted model, not a curated record. The transcript is spliced from 20 exons. Lineage: Eukaryota; Metazoa; Chordata; Mammalia; Primates; Indriidae.
AUGCCCGGCCUGCUGAAUCGGAGCACAGGGGCAGCUCUGCCCCUCACCGCGUCCGACGUCACCUCCUUCGUCAGUGGUUACGCCCUGGGCCUAACCGCCUCCCUCACCUAUGGCAACCUGGAAGCCCAGCCCUUCCAGGGCCUCUUCGUGUACCCACUGGAUGAGUACACCACGGUGAUCGGCUUUGAGGCGGUCAUUGCCGACCGCAUCGUGACGGUGCAGAUCAAGGACAAAGCCAAGCUGGAGAGCAGCCACUUCGAUGCCUUCCAAGUCCGAUCCCCAACUGUCACAGGGAACAUUCUGCAAGAGGGGGUUUCCAUCGCCCCUCAUUCCUGCACACCGGGAAAGGUGGCCCUGGAUGAGGAUUUGGAGCGGAUCCUGUUCGUGGUCAACCUGGGCACAAUCGCCCCCAUGGAGAACGUCGCUGUCUUCAUCAGCACCUCCUCGGAGCUCCCCACGCUGCCCAGCGGGGCCGUGAGGGUCCUGCUGCCUGCUGUCUGUGCCCCGACUGUACCCCAGUUCUGCAGCAAGAGCUCUGGCACCUCUAACCAACAGGCCCAGGGCAAAGACAGACAUUGCUUUGGCACCCGGGCCCUGGACUCCUGGAGCAAGUUGUGCCUGGCCACUCUUCUGGACACCGAUGUGUCCAACCCCAUGGAAUAUGACUUCAACUUCCAGCUGGAGAUCCGUGGGCCGUGUCUGCUCGCAGGGGUGGAGAGUCCCACCCACGAAAUCCGUGCCGACGCGGCCCCAUCUGCCUGCUCCGCCAAGAGCAUCAUCAUCACCUUGGCCAACAAGCACACCUUCGACCGGCCCGUGGAGAUCCUCAUCCACCCCAGUGAGCCCCACAUGCCACACGUCCUGAUGGAGAAAGGGGACAUGACCCUGGGAGAGUUUGAGCGGCACUUGAGGGGAAGAAUGGAUUUCAUUAAAGGGAUGAAGAAGGACAGCAGUGCAGAGCGGAAGACAGAAAUCAUCCGGAAACGCCUCCACAAGGACAUUCCCCACCACCCUGUCAUCAUGCUCAACUUCUGUCCUGACCUCCAGUCAGUCCAGCCGAACCUAAGAAAGUCCCACGGAGAGUUCAUCUUCCUCAUCGACAGGAGCAGCAGCAUGAGUGGGAACAGCAUCCACCGCGUCAAGGAUGCCGUGCUGGUGGCUCUUAAGAGCCUCAUGCCAGCCUGCCUCUUCAAUGUCAUUGGGUUUGGAUCCACAUUUAAGACCCUCUUUCCUUCCAGCCAGACCUACAGUGAGGAGAGCUUGGCCAUGGCCUGUGAUAACAUCCAGAGGAUGCGGGCUGACAUGGGUGGCACCAACAUCCUCUCCCCUCUCAAGUGGAUCAUCCGGCAGCCCGUGCACCAAGGCCACCCGCGGCUGGUCUUCCUGAUCACGGAUGGCGCCGUCAACAACACGGGGAAGGUGCUGGAGCUGGUGCGAAACCACGCCUUCUCCACCAGGUGCUAUAGCUUUGGAAUUGGACCCAACGUCUGCCACAGACUGGUGAAGGGGCUGGCAUCUGUGUCCAAGGGCAGUGCUGAGUUCCUGGUGGAGGGGGAGCGGCUGCAACCCAAGAUGGUCAAGUCCUUGAAGAAGGCCAUGGCCCCAGUGCUGAGUGAUGUGACCGUGGAGUGGAUCUUCCCCGAGACCACCGAGGUCCUGAUCUCGCCUGUCAGCACCAGCUCCCUCUUCCCUGGAGAACGGUUGGUGGGAUAUGGCAUUGUGUGUGAUGCCUCCUUGUACGUCUCCAAUCCCAGAUCUGACAAGAGGCGACGGUACAGCAUGCUGCACUCUCAGGAGUCCAGCAGCUCCGUCUUCUACCACUCUCAGGAUGAGGGACCUGGGCCGGACAGUGGAGACUGUGCCAAGAACUUGGAAGCACCCUUCAACCUGGGGCAGGCCAAAGAUGCCUGGCCAGUCAGUGGAGACUCCACCACCAAUCCUGAUCUGAACCUCUCCCAGCGACGGAGGGCGUACAGCACCAACCACAUCACCAACCACAAGCCCCGCCCAAGGGCCACCACGGCCAGCGACCCCACGGUGGCUGCCAGGAGAUACCCGCUGCGGAAAGCCCGGCUGCAGGACCUCACCAACCAGACCAGCCUGGAUGCCCAGCGGUGGCACACUGGCUUGCAGCCCUUGCUGAACUGUGGCCAGGACCUGAGCCAGGGACCCAAACUCCGAGGCCCAGGGGCCCGCAGGCCCUCUCUGCUACCCCAAAGCUGCCAGCUCUUCCCACCCUCAGGCCAGGAGUCCCUGGCCUGGAGCCCCAUGAGGGAGCAGGAUCCUGGGUCCAGCCUGAAGCCUGCCUCAGACAGCCGCAGCCCUGGGGACCUGGACCCGUCCCAUCACCCCUCCGCCUUCGAGACCGAGACGUCCUCGGACUGGGAGCCCCUGGCCGAGGCCGAGGAGCGGGCCAGUCCCGGCAGGCCCGCCACCCCAGGCCCGGUGCUGGGCAAGGCGCUGGUCAAAGGCCUGCGCGACAGCCAGCGCGUGCAGUGGGAGGUGAGCUUCGAGCUGGGGCCCCCCGGCCCGGAGCGGCGCGACGACGACCUGUGGAGCGAGACCUUCCACCACCUGGCGGCCCGCGCCAUCAUCCGCGACUUCGAGCAGCUGGCGGAGCGCGAGGGCGACAUCGAGCAAGGCUCCAACCGCCGCUACCAGGUGAACGCAGUGCACACCAGCAAGGCCUGCAGCGUCAUCAGCAAAUACACAGCCUUCGUGCCUGUGGACGUGAGCAAGAGCCGGUACCUGCCCACCGUGGUGGAGUACCCCAACUCCGGUGCUGCGCUGCGGAUGAUCAGCUCCCGGGUCCUGACCCGACAGUGGAGGGACGCCUCUGCUGGCUUCGGACGGUCCCAGACCACGCUCAGAGAGGACUCGGCAGCUGGAGAUGAUCCCCUGCGCAGUCUGGCCACCAAUACCCUUUCUCCCACGAAGGCCUCAGAGACUCUCUUUGGCUCCAGGCUGAAGCUCAACAAGUCCAGGCUGCUGACGCGGGCGGCCAAGGGCUUCCUGAGCAAGCCGCUGGGCAGAGCUCCGGAGCCCACCUCGGGGAGCCAGAGCUUCGACUAUAUACCACUGGUGUCUCUGCAGCUGGCCUCCGGAGCCUUCCUGCUCAACCAAGCCUUCUGCGAGGCCAUCCACAUCCCCAUGGAGAAGCUCAAGUGGACCUCGCCCUUCACCUGCCACCGGGUGUCGCUCACUGCCCGUCAGUCCGGGUCUAAGACCCCGAGUCCCCAGCUGUGCACCAGCCCCUCGUCUCGGCAUCCCUCCUGUGACAGCUUCUCCUCGCGGUCCCCCGCCGAGGGCAGGCCGGGCCUGGAGCCGAGGGCGGCGGUGGAGCACACGGGGAAGCUGUGGGCCACGGUGGUGGGGCUGGCGUGGCUGGAGCACAGCUCGGCCUCCUACUUCACUGAGUGGGAGCUGGUGGCUGCCAAGGCCAACUCGUGGCUGGAGCAGCAGGACGUGCCCGAGGGCCGCACCCGGGGCACACUCAAGGCCGCUGCCCGACAGCUGUUCGUGCUCCUGCGGCACUGGGAUGAGAACCUGGAGUUCGAUAUGCUCUGCUACAACCCGAAUUAUGUGUAG